GGGGAGGCUGGCUCAACCAGGACGGGUAGCCAGGCCGCGGCGAGUGGCCUUGCUUAGCCCGGGGGCUGGGCAAGUGGACGAGCGGAGCGGCCGGAGGCGAGUAGGAGGCCGCGGAAAGCUAGGUGACGAGGGGUUGACCCCGGCUGCGGGUGCCAGGGAGUGCGACCGUCCCCUCCGCCUUAGCGGGCUUGUCCGCUGCUUUCCAGUUUCCUUGACAACGACGCCUGGCGCGGGGCGGAGCGAGGCGGGGCUAACCGGAGAAACAGAGCUCCUCUGAGCUAGCAGUUCCUCUUUCCUCGACGGACCAAGCCUUUCCUCCACCCUACCGCCUUGCGCACCUAGGGAUGCUGAGUCUUGAGUGUCCCCUUCACGUGCGUCAUUCUGUGCCCUACCGCCAAAGCCCCUGUUAUUAACCAUCCUCUGGUGCGUAUACCAAAAGCGUCCCCACCUGCGGCUCCCAAGUCAGGACCGCCGAGCACACGUCCUUGCUGACCACAUUGGGAGGCCUACAGCCCCCUACUCACUCCCUGCUGCUGCUCUGGUACCGUUAGCUGAUCUGCCUGGUCCGCUAGGUCGUCACCCCGCAGUCCUAAAGUCCCUUUGUCCCCUGAGGGCUGAGCAUCUUUGUUUAGGGUGAGAUUCGAAGGGUGGGGCUGAGCCAACGACUGGAUUGUAGAAACUCAAUUAUGACUUACAAAACCACCUGAAUAAUGGAUCGUGAUCAUAAACCUCCAACUUUUAAGGAUUUAUUUUAUUUUUAGUUAUAUGUAUGUGUGUGAAGGUGGGCAUGUGUACUCUAGUACAGGUACCAGUGGACACCAGAGACAUAGGCUCUCCCCAAGAAACCUGGUCCUCUACAAGAGCAGUAAAGGACACUUGUAACUUCUGGACCAUCUCAUCCCUUUUUUCAGUGCUGGGGAUUGGACUCAUGCUCAUAUAUGCUAGACAAAUGUUCUAUCAAAUGGGUUCAUGCCAGCCCUUAACUUUGUUUUUUCGAGACAGGGUUCAGGGUUCCUCUGUAUAAUGUUGGCUGCCCUGGACUCUCUUUGUAGACCAGACUGGCCUGGAACCCACAGAGAUCUGCCGGCCUCUGCCUCCCCAGUGCUGGGACUAAAGGCAGCACCACCACACCUGGCUCUUCCCUGAACUUUGAUUCAACUUCUUUUUUGCCAUUUACCAACCUCUCUAAGCAUAUGAAAUGGAGACAGUAGUGUUUGUGUUAUAUAAGAUACAUAUAUAAUAUCUUCGUGUCCUAUGUAUUGUAUAUCUACACAUAUAUCAUUUGUAUCAGUAUAUGCACCUCUGUGUUCAUAUGCAUUUGUUAUUAAGCACGUCACAUAUAUAUAUAUAAGCAGACACCAUGCUCUUGUGCGCUCAUCACUGCACACACCCACACAUACCAAGUAACAUUAGCUUGAAGAACCAGAAGGAAAUGGGUGGAAAAUGGAAUUCUGCCGGUGUAUUUUCAUCUUCAGCUGAUCAAGACUUUGGAAGAGCUACCAGUGCUCAUUUGUCCUCAGACACCUGGACAUUGCCACCUCACCCUGUGUGCUCCACAGGGCUCCUCAGAUGAUGGCAUUCAAAGAGAGCAUCCUUUGAGUCCUGGCCCCAUGACAUCCAAAGAAAAAGCUAUGGUGUCCUUACCAGUUUCUCCCUGGGAUGCCAUCCUUAAGGCUGCCAAAGACCAGCUGCCAUCCCUGGAUUCAGACUCCUCCUCGUCUGACGGUGAAGAAGAAGAGCCCUUCAUCUUUCAGCGAAACCAGCCUCUCCUGAUUCCAGACCUGGCUGAGGAGCUGGCUGAAGACUCUAUUGGUGUUGAUGAGUCUGGAAUCUGGUUUGCUGUAGGGAGUUCUUCACCUGAGCCACUUCUGGUUCCUGAGAGACUAGCCAUAGAACCCAGAAGGGAACAGGAGGUAAGACAGAAGGACGUGGCUGCUCUGGAAAGAAGAGUCUCUGGCUGGUCUUGCCAGAGCUGUGUCAAGAGCAGCCCUAUUGUUGUGGAUGCUGAGGAGGUACUCCCGUGGCUGGAAGGCAACCUUAGAAGUCUGCCUAACCCCAAAGGGUCCCAGAGUCCUCCAUGGCCAUCCCAGGGAAAAGAAGCCACCUUUCCUUUGGAAGGAGAGCUGAAGACAGAGCACUCAAAUAUGGAUUUUAGAAACUCUGCAAAGCGCAGAGCCCUCCGCAAGGAGAGGAGGAAGAUGAUAGAGAGAGAUAUCCUUCAGAAAGUGACCCAGGCUGCCCCGAGCCCAGCCUCUGGUGACCAACGCCAGGCUGCAAAGUCAGGACCGUGGCCGGAAGCGACCUCAGAGCAGUCUCAGGAAGGAAGGCCAGUACUCUCACUCAAGUAUCUUGAAGGCUGGGAUUUGGAUUACAUCCUUCAGAGCCUGCCAGGGCGGCAAGACAGCCAGGGAGACAGUGAACCUAGGACUGCAUGGUGGCUAGCCGACCGCUGGCAAGAUCAAGGGCACACCGCUGCACUUUCCCAGGACACACUCUUGGAGCAGCUGGCCCUCCUGUGUGCCACUCAGUCCAGAGGCCGAAAACCUACCUGGAAGUUGUCUGCUGACAAGCUCCAAGACACAGAAGAGCAGAAAGCCAGAAGCAGCUCUGAAUACAGCUCCUCUGACAGUGAGGAGGAGGAAGUGGAGACAGCAGGCUCAGUUCAGGCGGCAUCUUCCAGGGAACAAAGGGACUGUACCGGGAAGAGCCAGCUUCUCCAGCAGCUGAGGGCAUUUCGGAAGGGGGCUAUUCCACCCCAGCUGUCUGCUAGUGCCAGUCCUGGAGGCCAGAAGGUUCAGGCUACGGAAGAUACAGCUGGAUCACACACUGGGGUGAAGAAACACGUAAAACUCUGGGCUGAGAAGCGGAACGCCCUGGAUGUAGGGGACCCUCUGGGGAAAUAGCCAUCCAGAGAGGUGCUGCCACCUGCUGUGGGCCAGCUGUGGCCACUCAGGUAGAGGACCUGAAAAGCAGGCAGCAGACUUCCUCCACACCAAGCCCUCAGGUCCCUCCACAGUCCACCUGUUUCUAAUAGCAUGGGCCUCCAGGGCGCCACCCUCAUUCUAGGCCCUACCCAGCCAGUUUAAACAUAUUUAAACUUCUUUUUUGUUGUGAUGCUGGGAACUGCAUCCAGGGCCUCGUGCAUACUAGGAGUUACUCUAGCACUAAGUUUAUACCUCAGUUUCUAUCCUUAAACAUAUUUAUAGUUUCCUAUAGAAACUUUCCCCAGGCCCCUGGAUCCCUGGAAUUUCAUGUACCUAUGUUGAAAUAUAUGCCUACAUCCAUGCAGAUCUGAUGGGGUUUUUGAAAAGGGGGCAACAACUGAAAUUUGCUUUCUCUCUUUAACCAAGACACAAAAGCAUACUCAGGUUCCAGGUCACUCCAAAUUGAAGGUGGCACUGAUCUUUGCUAGUCUGGAUGGAAUACUAUACUUCCUGGGAGUUCCAACCCCGGAAGGCACACUGUGUGAAAUGCAAUGGUACCCACUCUCCCUCCUUGGUACCCAAAUGAAAGCUGUGUGAGCCAAGGCCUGGCUUCCUACACUUGGUUACUUGCAAGACUUAGCCCCUCCCCAUCCCCAUUACCCAGCAGACUCCAUCUUUAGGGUCUUUUUGUACCUGCCUUCUCAGCUCCUUUGAUCUCCUACCACCUCACCUCCCAAGAGCCUGUCCCUGACUGCUCCAUGGAAGAGCAAGACAGGGCUCAGAUGGCAUAACCGGAUACUUGGCAUCUGACAAAUGUUUUAGUAUUCAGCUGGGAGCACUGCCACUGCCCUGAGGCACACAAAGGACAAGCCCUGUGGCAGGAUCACAGACAGCAGUCACUGGUAGCCAGCAUCAAGCCCACAGGAUCCUGAUCCACAAACCCUGUUUGAUAUGACCACAGGGGACACCACCACGAGUCCUAAAACAUGUCCUUUAGAAGGCACAUGCUAGCCAGGCCUCCACCAGGGCCACAGGCAGCCUCCUGUAAGUGGGAGCCAGGAUGCCCUGUCCACAUGCAGAGGUCUCUUGCUUAAACUCCAGGGCAGCAUGCCCCACCGUCUGCCCAGCAGCCUCUACUUCAAGAGCAAAGGUGCACUCUGUUCCUGAACCCACUUUCUCCCAGCUCCACUCCUCUCCAUGUUAGAAAGCUUGUUGGCAGAUGACUCAGAGUGACAGAAAGUAUAAACUACUACAGUUUCAACUGUGCCUGUGAAUCACUGGUUUUCCAGGAAGGUUGGAGGGUGGUAAUAGACAACCAGAUGGGUCCGAAGAGAUCUACUACUUGGGGCAAAGUCCAUCAUGCCUUAGAAGAUCAUUCAGGAGUUCAAAGGUGCUGAGAAAGCAAGUACAGAAGGAUUCUAAAGGUGGGGUGGGGGGGGUUAUAAAACUGAGGAUCACCUCAUAGGAUCAGAUACAGUGUCAUCAUGGUUCAUACUUGAUACCCAAACCCCUCAGGUUUCUUCAUUAGGAAUAAUAAGGCCAUGAGGUAGAGACCAGAUCGGGCAGAAAGGGCCCCAAGGGGUGUGGGGACAAGGAAGGGUUCCACAUGAGAAACCCAAGACAUGGCCCACGCACACCAAUUGUCCCUUCCAGCACCACAGAGACAGGAACCUAAGGAUGGGCUGCAUGGGCUCUGCUAGCUCAUGGGCAGAGGGCCUGGCUACCUCUGUUGUUUCCAUGUGCACCCUUACAGCUCUUACAGCUAGUCUUAGAGGUCAGGACAAGGGCUGAAAUUUAUUAUGUGAACAAAGAAAAAGCAAAUAACAAGUCUGGGUUCGGGGCUGGAGAGAUGGCUUUGUAAAAGAGCACUGUCUGUCCUUCCAAAGGACCCGGGUUCAAUUCCCAGCACCAAAAUGGCAGCUCACAACUGUCUUUAAAGCCAGUUCCAAGGCAUCUGACAUCGUCACA
Meriones unguiculatus (Mongolian gerbil) is the source of this 4892-nucleotide messenger RNA. RefSeq names its product dynein axonemal assembly factor 8 (gene Dnaaf8). NCBI's taxonomy places the organism in Eukaryota, Metazoa, Chordata, Mammalia, Rodentia, Muridae. The transcript has 7 exons. Gene Ontology annotation, cellular component: dynein axonemal particle. Gene Ontology annotation, molecular function: dynein complex binding. Bases 1611 to 2903 code for a protein of 430 amino acids. The record is from RefSeq and is a predicted model, not a curated record.